AUGAGAACAACGCAUGCUAUGUGGGAAACUAAUUCUGUAAAAGCUUCAAACGCUUACGCAAAGUUUGAUAUGGUCAAGUUUUCAAAGAAUUUACUUUCUUUUUGCAAAUUCUAUCAAAGUAAACAAACUAAUGUAAAGAAUCAAAUGUUGGGAUCACUUUUCACCACAGUAGUUAGUUUCUCGUCCAUAAAGUGGAACCUUCAGACAAGUAACCUAGCUUUAACAAGGGAUCGUGGAGAAAAUCCAAUUCAUUCAUUAAACUGUGCUAUUCGUCGUGGUUCUAAGCGUGCGUUGCGUGUUAUAGCAAGGUUAGAUAAUGAAUGUCUGAUGGCGAUAUUAAUGCGACUACAACUACGCAGCAGUAAAUGUAAUACUAAUAAUGAAGAUGUGCACAUAUUUUACAAUUACGUAAUAUUUAGUACAAAAGUAUUCAAAAAUGCGGCAGUUACAGAUUACAUGUUUGUCGGAGCAUCAGUCUCAUCUCAAAUGUACUGGCGAAAGGUGCAAGUUCGAAUGUAUGUGAGUGAAAUGAAUUGGGGCGAAAAUGCAUUUACGAGAUCACUUGGCACCUUGACAAUUCUGGCUUGCAGAAGUGAACCUUUGAAAUUUAAUAUUUUAAAACGAUGUGAGAAUAUUAUUCGAAACCACUCCUUUUGUCUAGAUACAUACAGAUUAGAAUUGUUUUUAACAUGUCAAAAACGACAAACGAUCUUCAUUGAUAGGGGACCAAAAUUACUUAUUUUCCGUUGA
This is a messenger RNA of Echinococcus granulosus, 750 nucleotides long. RefSeq lists its product as hypothetical. The transcript is spliced from 6 exons. NCBI's taxonomy places the organism in Eukaryota, Metazoa, Platyhelminthes, Cestoda, Cyclophyllidea, Taeniidae. The record is from RefSeq and is a predicted model, not a curated record. The coding region runs from base 1 to 750 and encodes 249 amino acids.